AGGAGGUUCAACCUGAAACAAACAACCUGAAUACAUUGAGGGGGAAAUCAUUGACCAUAAAAACGAUUACCUAACUACUACUGCAUGUGUUUAAAUAAGGAGCAUUUGUUAUCAGAUCUCAUGAAUUUGGGUGUUGUUUUGGAUUCAUAUUUAUAGUCUUUUUUGUCAUCUGAAGAGAGAACAUAAAGGUUGAAAAUAUGCCAGAGGAGUACAACUUCUACGCUAAGAUUCCUCACUUUUGGCACUGCUCCUUGAGAAACAUCAUAUGGACACAUCUGCUAACCAAAUGCCUCCUGUCAGCCCUAUCAGCAGGCUUGCCACACAUGGAUAUGCACCCUUUAUAUAGUGCAGAAUAUAUAGUGGGGAUUUGAAAAGCAAAGGAAUCAGUGAUGUCAGUUGUGCAUGAGAGUGAUACACAUUUACACAAUCAUGUGUGCUACAGAUGACUAUUGUGUAUGUUGUCCAACCCCUUCUAAGAUUUGGUCUCGACACUUCUGCCCUCUCAAGGUACAACAGUUUAAAGCAACCCUCUUCUCUGUGUUAGUUUGAACCUCUUAAUCCCUUGUGCUUUUUACACUGGACAGAGAGGGUCCUUUAGCAGAUCUCCACUCACAAUAUUCUGUGCCAUCUCUUUUUAGUGCAACUGUGGGACAGAAAAAUCACUGUAUAGCACUGUCAAUAGGGACUUUGCCAGGCUCAGAGAGCAAUAGUGGAUUUUAAUACACAAGGACCAACAUGGAUACCAGGGUUUUUGUAUAAGGCUCUACCUCCAGAAAUCUUGACUUAAACAACAAUAACAAUGGCAGUGAAGGGGUUAAUAAAUAAUUAUUUCAAACUUUUAAAAGACUGCAUUAAUGUGGACUUCAGAAAUGUUACAUUUAUACUAGAACUGGAUGCUAACUGUGUGCACGUAGGCAACAAUAUGAAAUCUUAAUUGUUAUAAUUAAUUCAAUUAAUGCACAGUCCUAAUUUAAUUAAACAGAGAAUGUACACCUCUAUUCUAUACACGUUUCUCUCUGUACAAGUCAGGAAAUAGCAGACAACAACACACAACUCUUAAUAAUACAUUUUAAAUGAUUAAUUGAUACAGUCAAUAUGCAAACUAAGGUUGAUUGAGAGCAGUAAAAACAAAAAUUGGCAUAGAGUACCACAUAGCAGCAUUGCUGUAUAUGUGCUUUUUGUGGCUAAUAUACUUAUUAUAUCAUGUAUGUAUUGAGGGUGCCCAAGUCCUAAAAAUAUGAAUUAUUUCAUAAAAUAUUACACAACCUAAACUUUGCUUAUAUGGCAAAAGACAUGGCAAACAGACUUGUAUUAAUUUCAUGGGAAAAUGUAAUCCAGAUUACCGAAUGAGAUACAUAAACAAUCAUUUAUCUUCGGUAUGGAAUAUCCCAGUUGGAGUGCGCGCACGUGCGCUUUGCCUAACAGCCAGCAGGUGUCACUUCUGUUGUGUUUGGGAUUCCGGGGGAGACGGGCAGAGUUUAGGUGAGACUCUGCAUGGAAGCCCAGACAAAUGCAUAGGCACGGGAAGGAAACAAGGGAGUAAUUGUUUCGUUUAGUUUCGGGUCUUAUUUCUCUUUACUUCACCUAGAUAGAUAAAAAUAAGAUUCGAGUUCAUACCUGGACAGGGAGCGGCUUCGUUGGGAGGAGCAACGGUCAGAGGAGCGAUAAACAUUAUUGAAAGAUAACUUCACCUGCUGUAAAGGGAAGGUCAGCAAAAAAAAAAAACAAAAAAAAAAACAGCUAACAACAAAAUCUGACAAGCAAAAUCAGGAACCUGAAAAUAUUAGGAAACAUGGCGACCGGUCAAGCAUCUAUCUAAACCAGUGCUCUGCUUUAAAUGGGGAUUAUUUUUAAUCUGAUUUGAGGGAUUUUGUUCAUGUGUUUCUGUAACCUGAAGGAGUGAUCAGGUGGAAAAAGAUGUCAGUGAAUGAGCUCUACACCAAGUACACAAGGGUGUGGAUCCCUGACCCUGAAGAAGUUUGGAAAGCAGCUGAAAUUAUCAAGGACUACAAGGAGGGAGAUCCGAUUCUGCAUCUCAAAUUGGAAGAUGAGUCGACUAUUGAGUAUGCCAUUAACCCAAAGACCAACCAGCUGCCAUUCCUACGAAACCCGGAUAUCCUGGUGGGGGAGAAUGACCUGACAGCGCUAAGUUACCUCCACGAACCUGCAGUCCUUCACAACCUGAAGGUGCGCUUUCUGGAGUCCAAUCACAUCUACACAUACUGUGGAAUUGUGCUGGUUGCCAUUAAUCCGUAUGAACAGAUGUCCAUCUAUGGAGAAGAUGUCAUUUACGCUUACAGUGGGCAGAACAUGGGUGACAUGGAUCCCCACAUCUUCGCAGUGGCAGAGGAGGCUUACAAGCAAAUGGCCAGAGAUGAGAAGAACCAGUCCAUUAUUGUGAGUGGGGAAUCUGGGGCAGGGAAGACGGUGUCUGCAAAAUACGCCAUGCGUUACUUUGCUACAGUUGGUGGAUCUGCCAGCGAGACCAACGUAGAGGAGAAGGUGCUGGCGUCCAGUCCAAUUAUGGAGGCCAUUGGAAACGCCAAAACGACAAGAAAUGACAACAGCAGCCGCUUUGGAAAAUAUAUCGAGAUUGGCUUCAAUCGCCAGUUUCACAUCAUUGGUGCCAACAUGAGAACUUAUCUUCUGGAAAAGUCAAGAGUUGUCUUCCAGGCAGAAGAAGAGAGAAAUUACCAUAUAUUCUACCAGCUGUGUGCCUCUGCCAAUCUACCUGAGUUUAAGGACCUAGCCCUGAACAGUGCAGAGGACUUCUUCUACACCACCCAGGGUGGUAACAUCUACAUCGAAGGGGUUGAUGAUGCUGAGGACUUUGAAAAGACAAGAAAUGCCUUCACAUUGCUAGGUGUCAAGGAAGCUCAUCAGAUUAGCAUAUUUAAAAUAAUUGCAUCAAUCCUCCAUCUGGGAAAUGUUGACGUCCGUGCAGAAAGAGACGGGGAAUCGUGCAAUAUCUCAAAAGAAGACGCCCAUCUCAACCACUUCUGUGAGUUGCUGGGGGUGGAGCACGAUCAGAUGGAGCACUGGCUGUGCCACCGCAAGCUGGUGACUACAGCGGAAACCUACGUCAAGACCAUGUCCAUGCAGCAGGCGGUCAAUGCCAGGAACGCUCUUGCCAAGCACAUCUAUGCCCAGCUCUUCAACUGGAUUGUGGAGCACAUCAACAAAGCCCUUCACACCACCAGCAAGCAGCACUCCUUCAUUGGAGUGCUGGAUAUAUACGGGUUUGAGACUUUUGAAUUCAACAGUUUUGAGCAGUUUUGCAUCAACUAUGCCAAUGAAAAGCUGCAGCAGCAGUUUAAUUCUCAUGUCUUCAAACUGGAGCAGGAAGAAUACAUGAAGGAACAAAUCCCCUGGACACUUAUAGAUUUUUGCGACAACCAGCCCUGCAUUGACCUCAUUGAGGCGAAGCUGGGUGUGCUGGACUUGCUGGAUGAGGAGUGCAAGGUGCCAAAAGGAACUGAUCAGAACUGGGCCCAGAAACUCUAUGACAGGCAUUCUGACAGCUGCCACUUUCAGAAGCCCAGGAUGUCCAACACCUCCUUUAUAAUUGUUCACUUUGCUGAUAAGGUGGAGUACCAGUGUGAUGGUUUUCUUGAGAAAAACCGGGACACGGUGUAUGAAGAACAUAUCAGUAUUCUGAAAGCCAGUAAGUUCCAGCUGGUGGCCGACCUUUUCCACGAUGGCAAAGAUCCUGUUCCCACCACAUCCACCACAAAGACUUCAAAGGUCCAUGUCCGGUCUGCCAAACAGAUCCCCAAAGCCCCAAAUCGGGACCACAGGAAAACCGUUGGCCAUCAGUUCCGAAACUCACUUAAUUUAUUAAUGGAAACUCUGAACGCCACAACUCCCCACUACGUACGUUGUAUCAAGCCCAACGAUGAGAAACUUGCUUUCUCGUUUGACCCCAGCAGAGCAGUGCAGCAGCUGAGAGCCUGUGGUGUGUUGGAGACCAUUCGUAUCAGUGCAGCUGGAUACCCUUCCAGAUGGACAUACCCUGACUUCUUUAACAGAUACAGAGUAUUGAUGAAAAAGAAGGAAAUUGUUCUUUCAGACAAAAAGCUCACCUGCAAGAAUCUGCUGGGGAACCUGGUGAAGGAUCCAGACAAGUUCCAGUUUGGAAGAACCAAGAUCUUCUUCCGCGCUGGUCAGGUUGCCUACCUGGAGAAGCUACGAGCAGAUAAGUUCCGCUUUGCCUGCAUCAUGAUCCAGAAGACCGUUCGGGGCUGGCUGCAGAAAGUGAAGUACAGGAAGAUAAAGAAGGCCGCCAUGACAAUGCAGAGAUAUGGGCGUGGCUAUCUGGCACGCAGACUGGCAGAUCAGCUUAGGAAGACCCGAGCCGCCAUUGUGUUCCAGAAGCAGUUGAGGAUGCUGCGUGUCCGUAGGGCCUACCUGAAGAUUCGAAACGCUACGAUUACCAUCCAGGCUUACGCAAGAGGCAUGUUUGACAGGCAGCUUUACCACGAGUUCUUGUUACACCACAAGGCAAUGAUCAUUCAGAAAUAUGCCAGGGGCUGGAUGGAACGAAAGAAGUUCAAGCGUGCCCGAAAUGCAGCCGUCGUGAUCCAGUGUUCCUACCGGCGACUGCAGGCUCGGCGUGAACUGAAGCAGCUGAAGAUAGAGGCACGCUCAGCUGAGCAUUUAAAAAAGCUCAAUGUCGGCAUGGAGAACAAGAUAGUGCAGCUACAAAGGAAGAUGGAUGAUCAGAGCAAGGAGUACAAGAGCUUGAAUGAGCAGCUGAGUAUGGCCAACAUGGCUUACUCUGUGGAAGUGGAGAAGAUCCGUAAGGAGCUGGAACAGUACCGUGGCAAGAACGGUGAAGAGAACCAGAUCAGCAGCCUGCAGGAGGAGGUGCAGAGGCUCCAGACCAAGUUGAAUAAGGCGCAGGCUGAGAAGAAGCAGCUGGAGGACACAUACUACACUGAGAAAGAAGAUCUUCUAAAGAGAUUGGGAGAUCUCGAGGAAGAGAAUGCACUAUUGAAACGUGACAAAGAAGAGAUGAACCAAAAAAUACUGAGUCAGUCUAAAGACUCUGAAGACCAGGUCACCAGCAAGACACUGAAGGAGAGCCAGCAGAAAGCUGAACUGGACGAUGAGAGGGCGCGCUAUCAGAAACUGCUGAAGGAGUAUUCCCGACUUGAGCAGAGAUACGACAACCUCCAGGAGGAGAUGUCCCUGGCCAGGUUUCAUCCAGGACACAGGAGAAACCCCUCCAACCAGAGCAGCCUGGGCUCAGACUCCAACUACCCAUCCAUCACCUCUGAGGUCGGAGACACGGAGGACACCUUACAGCAAGUGGAGGAUAUGGGCAUGGAGAAGGCAGCCAUGGACAUAACCGUGUUCCUGAAGCUGCAGAAGAGAGUGAGAGAGCUGGAGCAGGAAAGACGCAGACUGCAGGUCGACCUGGAGAAGAUGGAAGAGCUGGCCAAAAGAAAGGGUGAUGAGCACAAGGACACAGCAGAUCCAGACCAUGAUGCAGAUUCUGCCUACAACAGCCUAAAGAGACAGGAAUUGGAAUCAGAAAACAAAAAGUUGAAGAAUGAUCUGAAUGAACUGAGGAAAGCCAUUGUGGAUAGGGCCACCGAGAACAACUCCUCCAAUGAACUUCAGGAUAGCUACAACGUGCUGCUCAACCAGCUCAAGUCAGCCAAUGAGGAGCUGGAUGUGCGCAAGGAGGAGGUGCUGAACUUGAGAACACAGAUAGUGAGCUGCUCCCAGCAGAAAGAGCCCAUCACACACAUUGAAAACAAGAAAAUACCUGACUGGAGCAACAGUAACAAACACAUGGACAGAGACGAUGCCAUUGAGGCCUAUCAGGGAAUCUGCGAGACUAACAGACUCCUGGAAGCCCAGCUGCAGUCUCAGAGCAGGCAGUAUGAAGACGAGAUGGAGGCUCUGCGUACUCAGAUCGAGGUUUUCAGGGACGAGAUUGAGAGGAAGCAGGAGCUGCUCUCCCAGACCCUGCAGCUCUCCCCCGAGGCUCAAGUAGAGUACAGCAUACAGCAGGAGAUCACACGCCUCACCAAUGAGAACCUGGACCUGAAAGAGAUGGUAGAGAAGCUGCAGAAGAAUGAGAAGAAGCUGAAGAGACAGCUGAAAAUUUACAUGAAGAAGGUUCACGAACUGGAGGCUGCUGAGCCUGCAGUGCAGCCUGAGAGGCGCCGCCAUGAGCUGACUCGGCAGGCGACGGUCCAGAGGAAGGAGAAGGAUUUUGAGGGAAUGCUGGAGUAUUGCAAGGAAGACGAGAACAUGCUGGUCAAAAACCUUGUCACAGAUAUGAAACCCCAGGUGGUGUCUGCCACAGUGCCCUGCCUGCCAGCCUACAUCCUCUUCAUGUGCAUCAGGCACGCAGAUUACAUGAACGACGACCAGAAGGUGCACUCCCUGCUCACCUCCACCAUCAACGCCAUCAAAAAAGUAUUAAAGAAACACAAUGAUGACAUUGAGAUGACCUCCUUCUGGUUGGCUAACACCAGCCGCCUCCUGCACUGUCUGAAGCAGUACAGCGGAGAUGAGGCCUUCAUGACCCAGAACACAGCCAAGCAGAAUGAGCACUGCCUGAAGAACUUCGACCUGGCGGAGUACAGGCAGGUCCUCAGCGACCUCUCCAUUCAGAUCUACCAGCAGCUCAUCAAAGUGGCGGAGGGAAUCCUGCAGCCCAUGAUAGUGUCUGCCAUGCUGGAGAACGAAAGCAUCCCAAGCCUUUCUGGUGUCAAGCCCAUGGGUUACAGGAAACGCUCCUCCAGUAUGGUAGAUGGAGACAACAGCUACACCCUGGAGGCCGUCAUUCGUCAGCUGAACGCCUUCCACUCCACCAUGUGUGACCACGGCCUGGACCCCGAGAUUAUCCAGCAGGUCUUCAAGCAGCUCUUCUACAUGAUCAGCGCAGUGACACUCAACAACCUGCUGCUGAGGAAGGAUGUGUGCUCCUGGAGCACUGGGAUGCAGCUCAGGUAUAACAUCAGCCAGCUGGAGGAGUGGCUGCGGGGGAAGAACCUGCAGCAGUGCGGAGCGGUGGGCACCAUGGAGCCCCUCAUCCAGGCUGCUCAGCUGCUGCAAGUGAAGAAGAAAACCACAGAAGAUGCCAGAGCCAUCUGCUCCCUGUGCACAUCACUCACCACCCAGCAGAUUGUGAAGAUACUGAAUCUGUAUACUCCACUGAAUGAGUUUGAAGAACGUGUAACAGUGUCUUUCAUAAGAAAUAUCCAGGGUCAGCUACAAGGGCGCAAUGAUCCUCAGCAGCUGCUGCUUGACUUCAAACACACGUUCCCUGUCCUUUUCCCUUACACCCCUUCAGCUCUCAGCCUGGAGACCUUGCACAUACCAGCCAGCCUGAACCUGGACUUCCUAACCAGGGUUUGAUUCCUCUGCACUGAACAAGACAUGGCCGUCACAAGCCCAGUCUGCAACCUGGUGAAAAAAGCCUGGAUAAGGUGGAGGCUUCAGGGCCAGCUUUGAGCUCUGAUGGGACUUCCUAUAUAAUGGUAGUGAGCCUAUCAGAAGACUUCCAACUGAACUUGUAGUAACAUUAAGCAGUUUUUUUUAUUUUUUUAUUGUCCCUUAAUAGUGGCACUUUAUUAUGAUCAAUAUAUGUGACAUAUACAACGGCAAUGUUGCUUAGUACAGUAGAAAAAGCAUGUCUGUGUUUGGAAAUACUACUACUGCUGCUACUUCUUAAUAAUAAUAAUAAUAAUAAUGGUUAUGUAGGAAAUGUAUUAUUACUAUUAUUAUUAUUAGUAGUAGUAGCAGUCGUAGUAGCAAUAUUAAUAGAAGUAGAAGCAGUACUUACAAGCUACUCAGAAGUGAAUGCAUUGGCACAGUAAAAUAUACUCUCCAACACCC
Molecule: messenger RNA, 7857 nt
Organism: Polyodon spathula (Mississippi paddlefish)
Lineage: Eukaryota; Metazoa; Chordata; Actinopteri; Acipenseriformes; Polyodontidae
Gene: myo5b
Product: myosin VB
Exons: 40
Coding region: 1918-7377 (1819 amino acids)
Biological process (GO): actin filament organization; vesicle transport along actin filament
Cellular component (GO): actin cytoskeleton; cytoplasm; myosin complex
Molecular function (GO): microfilament motor activity; actin filament binding; ATP binding
Source: RefSeq, a predicted model, not a curated record